CAAAACUGCACAGUCACGUGUGAGUGUGUCAUGUGAUUAAUUAAUUGUGAAUCAAACACAGCUCUAGUCUGUCCUUUGUACUCUGAAUGUUUGUGCAGCCUAUGCAUACGACAUAUAUUAACGAGGUGACUCUUUGCUCUGAACCUACCAGGUUGUAAGAAGAGUAUGCUGCAUAGUGCUGUUUUUUAAAUACUGAACUCCUUCUGCCUGUCUUUCAGUCCUCUGCUAAUAAUGAUGCUGCAGCUCAGGAUCCUGGUCCUGGCUCUGCUGGGCCUGAGCUCUGCGCUGGUCUGUCCGGAUGGAGGCAUGUGUGAAGACAACGACACCUGCUGCAUGAACGUUGUGGGCGGAUACGGGUGCUGUGCACUACCACACGCUGAGUGUUGUUCAGACCACCUCCACUGCUGCUUUGAGGCGACUGUUUGUGAUCUGGUUCACUCCAAGUGUGUUAAUAAGACAGUUUCUCUGCCCUGGAUGAGACGACUUCCUGCCAAACAAGCCCUACUCGUCCCUCGGGUAGAUGUAACAAAGAUCGAGGAGGGGGUGAAAGCCAUCACUUGUCCGGACGAGGUGUCUGAAUGUCCCGAUGACACCACGUGCUGCCAGCUUCUCGACGACUCCUGGGGCUGCUGUCCGUUAGCUAAGGCGGUGUGUUGUGAGGAUAAACGCCACUGUUGCCCUGAGAACACAAAGUGUGAUAUUGCUCACUCAAAGUGUCAGUCUUCCUCACUGGAGUCCUUCCCCAUGCUGGAGAAACUGCCCGCCAGGAGGAGGAAGAAUAAUCCAGCUCCUGUGGCCGAUGCAGUGACAUGUCCUGGUGGAAAAAGCAGCUGCCCAGAAAGUUAUACGUGUUGCCAGCUUCCCUCCGGAGACUACGGCUGCUGCCCCUACCCACAGGCGAGUUGCUGCAGCGAUCAUCUCCACUGUUGCCCUAGCAACACAAUAUGUGACCUGGAGCAUGGGGUCUGCCAGUCUGGUGAGACGAGCGUUCCCAUGCUGAAGAAGAUUGCUGCUGUACCUAAUGACGUUCCAUGUGAAGACCAGAUGUUGUCUUGUCCUGACCAGACCACAUGCUGCAUGGUGUCCAACGGCACAUAUGGCUGCUGUCCUAUGCCUGAUGCUGUCUGCUGCACAGAUCACAUCCACUGUUGUCCUGAAGGCACUGCCUGUGACCUGGUCCACAGCGCCUGUGUGGAGGCCCGGGGAGAGAGCACCCUGUCCCUGAAGAUCACCGCUGCAGGGACACCGCUGGUGGAAGUCCAGAGCAAAGUCGGUGCUGUUCCCUGCAACAGCUCUGUGGCCUGCGCUGAGGGGUCCACCUGCUGCAAAUUGUCAGAGGGAGGAUGGGCCUGUUGUCCGUUACCUAAGGCCACGUGCUGUGAGGACCACCUGCACUGCUGUCCCCACGGCACCGUCUGUAACCUGGCAACCUCCACGUGUGACGACCCGUCGGGGGGCACCCUGAUGCCCUGGCUCAGCAAACUGCCCGUCUUCCCCUUAGUGAGCGACAACAGCAAAUGUGACAAGUCCACAUCAUGUCCUGGAAAAUCCACCUGCUGCAAGACGGAGGCUGGAGGCUGGGCCUGCUGCCCGCUGACGGAGGCCACGUGCUGUGAGGACCACCUCCACUGCUGCCCUCAAGGCACAGUCUGCAACCUGGAGGCUGAAACCUGCGACGACCCUGCGGGGGCCACACCCCCCCUCCGCUGGGUGGAGAGGGUCCUGGCUCUGACCUCUGAGGUGGAGGCGGAGAAAUGUGACAAGCAGACCAUGUGUCCAGGAGGCACCACCUGCUGUAAGAACUACUCUGGGCAGUGGGCCUGCUGCCCCUUACCUCAGGCCGUGUGCUGUAACGAUCAUGAGCACUGCUGCCCUAAAGGCUACAAAUGUAACGUGGCAGAGCAGACGUGUGAUAAGCCCGGCGCCCUCAGCCUGCCCUGGCUGCAGAAGACCCCCGCCCUGCAGAGGGAGCCCAGCCGGGCCGUUUCCGGUUCAUCUCCGUCCGCCAGGAACAUGUGUGACGCUCAGACCAGCUGCCCCAAAGACACCACCUGCUGCUUCAUGGACCGAACACACAAGUGGGGCUGCUGCCCUCUGCCGCAGGCGGUGUGCUGUAAGGAUGGAAACCACUGCUGCCCCGGCGGUCACACCUGUGAACCGCACCGCUCCUCCUGCUCCAAGGGACCCAGUGUUGCUAUUCCCUGGUUCACCAAACUGAGCUCCCAGACCGAGCUGAGCGCAGUUACAGACGUUAAAUGUGACGACAAGAGUAGCUGCGCCUCAGGGACCACCUGCUGCCAGCUGCAGACCGGAGAGUGGGGCUGCUGCCCGCUCGUCAAGGCGGUUUGCUGUGCGGACCAGGAGCACUGCUGUCCUCAGGGCUACUCCUGCAAAAUGCAGACUGGAACAUGUGAGAAGAAGAACCACAACGUGCUCAUCCUCACCCUCCCUCAGAGCAAAGUGGUACAGUCCGAGCCCAGACACCCAGAGGACGACGCAAACGUACCAUGUGACAGCACGGGGGAGUUCCACUGCCCAAAGCAGGACACGUGCUGUAAAGUGUCCAACUCAGCGUGGGCCUGCUGCCCCUCAGCCAGGGCGGAGUGCUGCGCUGACUCCAAGCACUGCUGUCCUGCGGGCUUCUUGUGUGACCUGAAGGAUGGAGGCUGCGUCCCCCACACCCAGCUGACCUGGGACUUUUUGAUCGGGAACAGAAAGAAAGACUUUAUCCCACAUGGACUUUAAUGCCACACAAAGGUGCACUGAUCUUCUUCAUAACAUCCUGCUCAUGCUGUCAUGGGCAACACUUCCUGUUUUCUUAUUCAAUGAGGUGUAUUUAUUACCAACUGUGUGCACUCCCAGGUUUUUUUUUUUUGAGUGGGUGUGGAAUUUUAAAAUGAAGUAGAAGCACUUUGCUACGGAGCUCAACAGGUGACAUGACAGCCUCUCAUUCAUGUUUUCUAUGUCUGUCUAUGUUUCAUAGUUUCAACUUAGAGUGAAAAACAGUGAGGGGGAGUCCUUUUAAUGUUUUUCACCAGGCAGAAAACACUCACUUUCUGGAAUUCAACAUUUUAAUGUGACUAUAACAACGAGCAACGUGAGGAUUUACUGUCUCUUUUAAGGAUAAUGUUGCUGUUAUUCUGUAUUUAUCUUAUUGUCAGCAAAUCCCAUGCAAAGAUCAAAAACAACAACAUGUUAAUCCGUCUCAAUUGAUUUCUACUGAAAGGGAUUCAGAAGAUUUAAAAAAUGGUAGAUAGAUAAAGUUGGACAGGCUGUUUUCAUUUGACUGUUUGAAACUUACCUUUUUAAAUUCUGAUUCAGCUGUGUUUCCACACAUAAACAAGCCUUGAUUUUGUUUAGAAAAUGUCGAGCUAGUGAAAACAUGCUACUUUCUUUAUUUAGUUUGUUUCAUUGGGCUUUUGUGCUAACUAAAUAAAAUACAGAUGGAUAAAGGUUA
This is a messenger RNA of Trematomus bernacchii (emerald rockcod), 3457 nucleotides long. RefSeq names its product granulin b (gene grnb). Bases 232 to 2745 code for a protein of 837 amino acids. The transcript has 17 exons. NCBI's taxonomy places the organism in Eukaryota, Metazoa, Chordata, Actinopteri, Perciformes, Nototheniidae. Gene Ontology annotation, cellular component: extracellular region. The record is from RefSeq and is a predicted model, not a curated record.